ACCCAUGAAUAAGCAGAAACGACGCUGUUUUUGCUCAAAGUACACGGCUUGAUUUAUACGCUGCUAUGGUUGUUUGUGCUUUUACCCGGUUGCUGGGGGAGCCACACAAGUAUCACAUCUCUUUUUAAUUUGUUUCUUUCCAUUUGCUGCCUAGCCUCCAGGGAAGGGGGCGGAUAUUCCGCAUCUCCACCCUCCACCCCGCCCGCCUCUGCACUGGAGGAAGAGAGAAGGAGGAGAACCGCAGACCGACCGACUGGGCGGGAGGAGGUGACGAAGUGUGCCGGACAGUGAGGGGCGAUGGCUGCCGGUGCAGGAUGCGGGGAGUCGGUGGACCAGUACCGGGCCGAGGUGGAACGACUCGCCCGGGAGCUGAGCGAAGCGAACGGGGAGAAGAUCCGUGCUGCAGAGUGCGGGCUGGCCGUCCUGGAGGAGAACCAGGCGCUGAAGCACAAGUGUGCAGAACUGGAGAGCGAGCAGGAAGCUCUGAGGAAGGAGUUGGAACAAUUACAGGAGGCGUUUGGCCAGGCCUACAGCAACCAGCGGAAGGUGGCCGAGGACGGUGAGAGCAAUGAGGAGACGUUACUGCAGGAGUACGCCUCCAAGGAGGCGAACUACAUGACUCGGAUGUUGGAACUGCAGACGGAGCUGACCUUGAGUCGUUCUGUGGCUUCCAAUGCACAGUCAGAGAAUGAGAGGCUCAACGGACUCGGGCAGGAGCUGCGAGAGAGCAACGAGAUGCUGGAGCUCCAGAGGAGCAGGAUGCGGGAGGAGAUCAAGGAGUAUAAGUUCCGAGAAACCCGGCUGCUUCAGGAUUACACGGAGCUGGAGGAAGAGAACAUCACCUUGCAGAAAUUGGUCUCUACGCUCAAGCAGAGCCAGGUGGAGUAUGAGGGUCUCAAACAUGAGAUUAAAGUGCUGGAGGAAGAGACGGUUCUUCUGAACAGCCAGCUUGAAGACGCCUUACGUCUGAAAGAAAUCUCUGCGGGACAGUUGGAGGAGGCCCUGGAUGCCCUCAAGAGUGAGCGUGAGCAGAAGAAUAAUCUGAGAAAAGAGCUGGCCCACCACCUCAGCCUGAGCGACAGCGUCUACGGAGCAGGCGCCCAUAUCGCCCUCACUGUCACCGGCGUGGAAGGCCUCAAGUUCCCAGAUGAGGCCAGUGGAAGCGGCGGCGCCAACAGCGCCGUUCCUACUGCCAACGGCAACAAUGACGACUGCAGUUGGCACAACGGCCACCUCCACACAGGUGCUGUGUUGGCAAAAAUGAAUGGAGAUUACCGACCUGGACGGAAAAGCGAAGGUCUGCACCCAGUGCCGGAUCUGUUUAGUGAGCUCAACCUGUCUGAGAUGCAGAAGCUCAAACAGCAGCUGAUACAGGUGGAGCGUGAGAAAGCAGCCCUGCUCAUGAACCUGCAGGAGUCGCAGACCCAGCUGCAGCACACACAAGGCGCCCUGACUGAGCAAAGCGAGCGCGUCCAUCGCCUCACGGAGCGCGUCAACGCCAUGAAGCAUCUCACCGGGGGCAAAGAGCUGGAUGACUCCCGGGAGAGUGAAAAACCCGAGGGAGGAUCGUUGUCACCGCAAGCCAAUGGUCAUGGUGAUGUGGACAUACAUGGCUUUCAGGUCCUGGAGUGUAAGUACAAGGUGGCAGUGACUGAAGUGAUCGACUUGAAAGCGGAGCUCAAGGCCUUGAGGGAGAAGUACAACCAGGCCGUGGAGGGGCAAGGAGGCGCUCACUGUAAUGACAGAGUUCAAGCGCUGAGCGAGCAGAUAACUCGAUUGGAGAGCAGCUGUCGCGAAGGCCGCGAGAGGGUGUCCAGUCUAGAGGCGGAGCUACGAGCGGCCAGCAGUACCGCCACGGAGAGCCAGGGCAUGUUGAACACCGCACAGGACGAGCUGGUGACCUUCAGCGAGGAGCUGGCGCAGCUCUACCACCACGUGUGUCUGUGCAAUAAUGAGACACCCAACCGCGUCAUGCUGGACUAUUACCGCCAGAGCCGAGUCACACGCAGCGGCAGCCUAAAAGGUUCAGAAGACCCCCGAGCUUUGCUUUCACCUCGCCUGGCUCGACGCCUGGCCGCGGUCUCGGCUCUGUGCUCCCCCGAGGCCCCGCGUACCCCCAUGGACUCCCCGUCUAAAGAAGCUCAUCACAGCGAUGCGACCACCAACGCUGUGGAGGCUCCAGCUCACCACAGCAGCCCCACCCGCCACCCCAUCAUCUCCACUGUUGCCAGUUUGUCUCCAUGCCCGUCAGCGGUGCCCUCUGAGGCUGGGGGAGACUUGCGGAAGGAGCCCAUGAACAUCUACAACCUGAACGCCAUCAUCAGAGACCAGAUCAAGCAUCUGCAGAGGGCCGUUGACCGCUCACUGCUUCUGUCCAGGCAGAGGGCUGCAGCUCGAGAGUUAGCUCCCAUACUUGAUAAGGACAAGGAGUCAUGUUUGGAGGAACUCCUCAAGCUCAAGUCCCUGCUCAGCACCAAGAGGGAGCAGAUAGCCACACUCAGGCUGGUUCUGAAGGCCAACAAACAGACGGCUGAGGUGGCACUGGCUAAUCUGAAGAGCAAGUACGAGAACGAGAAGGCCAUGGUGACAGAGACGAUGAUGAAGCUGAGAAACGAGUUGAAGGCUCUCAAAGAAGACGCCGCCACCUUCUCCUCUCUCAGGGCCAUGUUUGCCACAAGAUGUGACGAGUAUGUUACCCAGCUGGAUGAGAUGCAGAGGCAACUGGCUGCAGCAGAGGACGAGAAGAAGACGUUGAACUCCCUCCUCCGCAUGGCUAUACAGCAGAAACUGGCUUUGACGCAACGCCUGGAAGAUCUGGAGUUUGACCACGAGCAGAUCCAUCGAGGCCGCGGCGCUAAGGUGCCCAAAAUAAAAAGCAGCCCUCCCAAAAUUGUCAGCAGCCUGCUUCCUCAGUAUCGUCAUUCUACUCACAACUAAGGCGAGGGAGAACCUCCCUAAGCCGCAGUCCUAGAUUUAGGUCUGGCUUCCCGGAACACAAAGCGGUUCUGUCCAGCAGUCGGAUCCCUCUAUCCCCAUGUGACCUUCGGAACUGCCUGGCCCGUGGACCCCAGCACCCAGGCACCUAACCCAGGCCCGGUUCCAAGUCAUGUGACCGUUCCACCACCUUGGGGCGGACGAGGAAUAGGAAUGUGACAAAUACAAAUCUUUGUAUUUAUUAGGACUGAUAAUAAUGGUGAGUAUUUAUUUAUUGGAUAUUUAUUACAGUAUUACUUCUUUCCUCGCUCCUUGACUGUACCGCAGUAAAAGUCAGUACUCCAAGGUUGGAUGAUCAGUCAAAAACUGCAUUGGAAAUACUUUGAUUGCCAUCCAACUAGUAGAGUCGGUGACAAUGGAAGCAUUCCUUGGGUGGUGAUGGCUGGAUUGAAAGGAACCUCCUAACCUCACGAGUCUUCUUUGGAUGCUUGGAUGCUUUUUUUUUUUUAGAUAUAUGAAAAUAUUUUUUGCAAAGCAUGAGAUUUUUUAUAACUUAUUUUCUUUUUUUCAUUGUAUAGCAGACUCCAGAGAUGUUAGUUCACGAUAGGCGGAUGUUUGAUAUCAUUCUUUUCUUUAUUUUAAACUGCACAGGGUCAUGUGACCACGUAGGGACCAGACCUCCCGUUUUUUUAUUACUCUGAAACAACGUGCUGUUCUUUUAAGCAGGGGUCGGGAACCUUUUUAAAAUGUAUUUCCGUCAAAGCCAUAUCAUGUUUUUUAACGUUGAAUUCAAGUAAAUGCGUGCAUUUUGAAGUAUGAUCAUGAGUCGUGGAUUUUCUUCUUAUUAAUAACGUUCUACUGAAGCUAACCAGGAAUAUCUCACGGUGCUCGUCGGUAUCCCUUGUCUUUCUGUGUCAAAAAAGGUUUUGCUCAGCAGAAUUAGCUACUGUUUGAUAAAAGGAUGGAAAUUGACCUGUCUGUGACCCGGGUAGGCUAUUGCACCAUCCAGUCAUAAUCAUGUUUUGGCUUAUUUUUAGGUAUAAAAACAUCUCAAUUUAAGAUUAACAAUGGUUUCAGCAGGUGUUAAGAAACGUGUGAGAGCCGAUGCAGUCACAUCGUUGGUUCCCUACUCCUGCUUUAACGGUGGCAACAUGUCGUGUAUUUUUGUCCAAGUUCUUCCAUUCUUAUCGUCUUUUCUCAACCCGUAUGGUAUGGUCCACAUGAAAGCCCGACCAUCCGCUUCCUCCACGAUGUAUGCAGUACUGUCCAAGCACAAUUGUACAUGCCAUAUGCAUCACAGCGAUGAUCCAGCUGUGAUGUGCUUCAACCUUCACCCUUCCUACACCCUUCAUCACGAGGGAACUACCCAGGCCGUUUUAUUUCCAUAGCACCAACUUCCAACAGACCUUAUCUCAAGGCACUUUACACCUGGAGCAGGUCUGGGACCACGCCCCUCAUGCAUUAACCAUCCAAUUCCGAUGAGGUAAAACACCCAGCAGUGUUUCUAAAUGGCUCUUGUUGUUGUUGUGUGAAUUUGUGGUCCAAAAACAUUCCCAUUGUGUUUUCAUGGAGGCUCGCAGGUGACCCAGCCUCCUUUGCCCGUUUGCACAAUAAAGCAGGAUAGAUGGCGAGUGAUGGAGCAUCUGUUUUUACAGUAAGAAUAGUCCUACGUUGAGGUCCUCCUUUUAAAACGGCAUUUUAAUUGCUUUCACAAUUAAAGAACAGAAAGAUUUGGGUGGUGUUUUUGUUCUAUUUUUGGCAUUUAACAUGUUAAAUGUUAACUCAUCAAUGUGCCUUGACAAAUGUGAUGGUGGUCACUUUUGAUUGACACAUGUAGAAUGGAGUGGUGAUUCUACUAUUUUAUUACUUGACAAAAAAUAUUGUA
Messenger RNA from Doryrhamphus excisus (bluestripe pipefish), 4819 nucleotides. RefSeq names its product bicaudal D homolog 1a (gene bicd1a). Gene Ontology annotation, molecular function: dynein complex binding; dynactin binding; dynein intermediate chain binding. Gene Ontology annotation, biological process: regulation of microtubule cytoskeleton organization; protein localization to organelle; microtubule anchoring at microtubule organizing center. NCBI's taxonomy places the organism in Eukaryota, Metazoa, Chordata, Actinopteri, Syngnathiformes, Syngnathidae. The record is from RefSeq and is a predicted model, not a curated record. Gene Ontology annotation, cellular component: cytosol; Golgi apparatus.